GCGUGAGUGCAUCUCUCGGCCAAGGUCAUUGUCAAUGAGGCACUGGUCGGUGGAAACGAACGCCUGCGAAAGGGAGAGCCAGAGAAUAUGCUGCGGCGCAAAUGGGGAAUCAUUAUGCUCUCCUUCUUCUCCUUCCCUCGCUAAUUAAUUAGCUUCACCUCCUCUCCUCUCCUCACCUCAUCUCGCCUGCUUUCGUGCCAUGGCGACGGGGAAGGGCAAGGAAGGCGACUGGGACUGCGCCGGCUGCCGCAACCGCAACUACGCCUUCCGCUCACUCUGCAACCGCUGCAAGCAGCCGCGCGUUCUCGUCGACACCAACACCCCCGCGCACUCCAAAUGGCUCCCCCGCAUCGGCGACUGGAUCUGCUCCGGCUGCAGUAACAACAAUUAUGCAUCAAGAGAACAAUGCAAAAAGUGUGGCCAAUCCAAGGAAGAAGCCGCAAUGCCAGCUAUUGCAUUGCCUGGGUCAGUACUGCCAGCUUAUGCACAUUAUAUUUCGAUGCUACAAGGACUAUAUGGGUCACAGACCGCAUUUACUGGCAAUCGAGGCAUUCAGCCACUUCUACCCAGUUCAAGUUGGCUGCUUGGGGCUGAAAGUAAACUUGGGAUGCAAAUGGCUCCUAAUUUCUCCUCAAUCCAAAAUGUGAGUGGUGAAUAUCCAUUUUCAAGCACUACGUCUCAGCUUCUUCCAACCCCAAAAGGCUGGCGUAGUGGUGAUUGGAUAUGUGAUUGUGGUUUCCAUAACUAUUCUUCACGGUCUGAGUGCAAGAAAUGCAAUAUGCCAUUACCAUCUGCUGUUUCCUCGGUCGACACCUCUACAGUUUCAGAUAUGUUUUCAACUUUGGGUACAAAACGCCCUGCAUCUGAAGAAUUUUCAAUUGUCUGGGAUAGCAAAAGACUCAAUGCAGGAAAUACAUUUGAGCAACCAGAAAGUUACAGUUAUGAUCAAUCGGCUGGAAGGCAUGCUAAAUAUCACAGUGAAGAUUUUGCACUCAGGUCCUUGCAAAUGAACAUUCAUUCUUUGCAACAAAGAGCUGUGCCAACUCUUAUUGGAAAAGGGGCAAAUCAAUGGCGUGAUGGGGAUUGGAUGUGCAAUAAUUGCAACAAUCAUAAUUUUGCUUCUCGUUCAAGUUGCAACAGGUGUAAAACACGGAAGGAAGCAGCUAUCCUUCCUGUAAGUGUCACAUAGAGUUUUUUUUCUCCCAUGUGUGUGUGUGUUUUGUGGUUUAGAGCUUGAGAAAGAAUGGUACUUCAUCAUUCAGUGUAAUUUGGUGUAUGCGUGAGCAAAGUCUGUUCCCAUUUUUUGCUUGCUGGUUUUUCGAUGCAUACGAAACCAGCUCAUGGUGCUCGAUGUUGUUUUCUCGAGCAAAAACAGUCACUUCUCUUUUUUGAUCAAACAUGGACACCAAACGUAGCCAUGAUUGACGAUGUGUUUCAUAUCAGGGUAAAUUUUUUAGUUUGAGCUCUUAAAAAGAUAGAUUGGGUUGUCAGUUUAGAUCA
Messenger RNA from Zingiber officinale, 1500 nucleotides. Its product is annotated as E3 SUMO-protein ligase RanBP2-like. The record is from RefSeq and is a predicted model, not a curated record. Gene Ontology annotation, cellular component: cytoplasm. The transcript is spliced from 7 exons. Bases 200 to 1189 code for a protein of 329 amino acids. Gene Ontology annotation, molecular function: mRNA binding. NCBI's taxonomy places the organism in Eukaryota, Viridiplantae, Streptophyta, Magnoliopsida, Zingiberales, Zingiberaceae.